Messenger RNA from Manis javanica (Malayan pangolin), 711 nucleotides. Its product is annotated as vomeronasal type-1 receptor 90-like. Gene Ontology annotation, cellular component: membrane. The record is from RefSeq and is a predicted model, not a curated record. Gene Ontology annotation, molecular function: pheromone receptor activity. NCBI's taxonomy places the organism in Eukaryota, Metazoa, Chordata, Mammalia, Pholidota, Manidae. Gene Ontology annotation, biological process: G protein-coupled receptor signaling pathway.
AUGCUCCUCACCGCAGGCCUCUUGGUGUCUAUGGACAUCUGGGGGACACAGGAUAUGCAGAGUGACUUCAGAUGUAAGGUGAUUGUCUUCCUCAACAAGGUACUGAGGGGCCUCUCCAUUGGUACCACCUGCCUCUUGAGUGUGCUGCAGGCCAUCACCAUCAGCCCCAGAGGCUCCUGGUUGGCUACAUUCAAACCUAAAUCUCCAAACCCCAUCCUAUGUGUAUUUCUCUUCUUGUGGGUCCUGAACACGUCCAUCUGCAGCAACCUGCUUCUCUACACUCUGGCCACGCCCAAUGCAACCCAGACUAGUCUUCUCUUCCUCACUGGGUACUGUUCCUUUUGGCCCAUGAGCUACAUGCACAGGGGCCUGUUUUUCACACUGAUGACAUUCAGAGAUGUCUUCUUCAUGGGGCUUAUGGUCCUGUCAAGUGGGUACAUGGUGAUUCUCUUGUACAGACAUAAGCAGCAGUCCCAGGGUCUUCACAGCAAGAGCCCCUCUCAAAGAAGCUCCCCCGAGAAAAAGGCCACUCAGAAGAUUCUUCUGCUGAUGAGUUGUUUUGUGAUCAUAUAUUGUGUGGACUUCAUCACCUCAUUCUCCAUUGGCAUGACAUGGACAAGUGACCCAAUCCUCACAGGUAUCCAGAUGCUCAUGGCCAAUGGCUAUGCCACAUUCAGUCCUUUGGUGCUAAUCAAUGCAAGGAGCAAAUAA